Durio zibethinus is the source of this 1359-nucleotide messenger RNA. RefSeq names its product ATP-dependent Clp protease proteolytic subunit-related protein 4, chloroplastic. Gene Ontology annotation, cellular component: endopeptidase Clp complex. NCBI's taxonomy places the organism in Eukaryota, Viridiplantae, Streptophyta, Magnoliopsida, Malvales, Malvaceae. The record is from RefSeq and is a predicted model, not a curated record. Gene Ontology annotation, biological process: protein quality control for misfolded or incompletely synthesized proteins. Gene Ontology annotation, molecular function: ATP-dependent peptidase activity; ATPase binding; serine-type endopeptidase activity.
UAACCCGAACAGUUCCCAAAUUCCCAAUCGGAUUUUGAUUCGGAUAUCAUUUCUCUCUUAUCCUCUAAUUUUUUUUGUUACAAUUCUCUCUCAUCUCCUUUGUUACUAUUUCUCACUCCCUCCCUCUCUCUCAAAACGCUGCUUCCUCAAAGCACCAUAGCCAUCAAUGGAGGUCGCAACUGCAACCGCAACCGCAACCGCACCCGCAUCGAGAUUCGUGCUCCACGCGCACAUGUUAUCACCAUCAACCUUUGCAAGAACGGUAAACCCUAACGGAACCCUAACAACUCCUCCGUCAGCUGCUCUCCGAACUUCUCUCUCCACCAACUUCCUCUCUCCCUUUCCCGCCAUCGGCAGCGUUUCCGGAGAUUUCUCGGGAUUCAAGCUACGACCUGAUUCUCUCAACCCAGCUUCUCUCUCCCGGUCCAAGCCCAAACGAGGUGUUGUCCCCAUGGUUAUUCCCUUUACAGAGGGAAGUGUAUGGGAGCAACCUCCACCGGACUUAGCAUCGUAUUUGUACAAGAAUCGGAUAGUUUACUUGGGAAUGUCUCUUGUUCCUUCUGUCACAGAGUUGCUAUUGGCAGAGUUUCUCUACCUUCAGUAUGAAGAUGCAGAGAAGCCUAUUUUCAUGUACAUAAACUCCACUGGAGUAACCAAGAGUGGCCGGAAGUUGGGUUAUGAGAAUCAGGCUUUUGCAGUCUAUGAUACUAUGAGUUAUAUCGAGCCUCCUGUUUUUACUCUCUGUGUUGGUAAUGCUUGGGGAGAAGCUGCAUUACUUUUAGCUGCUGGUGCAGCAGGAAAUCGUUCUGCUCUUCCUUCAUCUUCAAUAAUGAUAAGGCAGCCAAUGGCUAGAUUUCAAGGUCAAGCAACGGAUGUUGAAAUUGCAAGAAAGGAAAUAAAAUUAUUGAAAACAGAGUUGGUUAAUCUCUAUGCAAAACACACUGGACAAUCAACUGAGCAGAUUGAAGCGGAUAUCAGGCGCCCAAAAUAUUUUAGCCCCAGUGAAGCAGUUGAAUAUGGCAUCAUAGAUAAGGUUUUAUACAAUGAAAGGAGUCCUGAAGACCGUGGUGUUGUUUCUGACCUAAAAAAGGGAAAACUUAUCUGAACAUAGGAGAACUUGUGCUUGUGGCUGUUAAAACUGCUCAGUAUAGAUUGAGUUGAAGGAUGACUAGAGAAGCUGAGAACAGUCUGUACUUUUGUUUGGGGAGCAAAGCCAUGGGAAUGGGAAUCAUAGUCAUGAAUAUGCUGUCUGAGUAGGUGUAUCAGUCAUUUGUAGCCCAAUUUGGUCUGUGUAUCUUAGGUUCAAUAAAGUCUAUUUUAGUUGUUUAAACAGCAAUUAACUGCAAUUACUUUUUUUUU